Sclerotinia sclerotiorum 1980 UF-70 is the source of this 2061-nucleotide messenger RNA. RefSeq lists its product as hypothetical. The transcript has 2 exons. The record is from RefSeq and is a predicted model, not a curated record. Bases 1 to 2061 code for a protein of 686 amino acids. NCBI's taxonomy places the organism in Eukaryota, Fungi, Ascomycota, Leotiomycetes, Helotiales, Sclerotiniaceae. Gene Ontology annotation, molecular function: protein binding.
AUGGCUCUACCAAAACCGAAAUAUCCUCUGGAUGAUUCCUGUUCGAUACUAUACAACAACACACUAUACACAUACAACAGCGAAGCGUUUCAAUCGCUAUCGUUGGUUGAAGGAGCGGAAUGGACGCAAUUACCCCAAGGAGAAUCAGUGACUGGAGGAGUUUGCGUAAAGGCGACGCCUGCGAACGGGCAGGAUGCAUUAUAUAUCGUCGGCGGAACGAGUAGUAAUACUACAGAUGAAUACUCGGGUCUUCAGCGAUAUACUUUUGAUGAUGGGAAAUGGGAAACUAUAACCACUACAGUAUUAGUCGCUCAAAAUCGAUUAUGGCACAGUGCUGUCUACUUGAAUGCGUCGGACUCCAUUCUGAUGUAUGCAGGAAGUCAAGACGGUACCCAACAUCUAUCGUCUCAGACUUUCACAAUAGCAGCGUCGCCUCCAUAUAAUGUUCUAUCAUUCGGGCCCGCUGAUGGUGCUGUUGCGCCAUCUGCCGGCAUACAGCCUCUUUUACUCCCAUGGUCAUCGAGCUCUGCAAUCUAUAUUGGUGGCACUGACACAAAUACUGACGUGAUGGUAUUCGAUCCAGCAACAUCCUGGGCAAACUCAAACAGUACCCUGGCGUCCCCGAUAUAUAGUACUUCGGCAGUCAAAGCAGUUGUCGUGACGGGUGACGAUGGAUGUAAGAAUCUUUACACCUUCGACAUGACUGUGGCACCCAAUGUUGUAAACAGAACUGUUUUGGUUGAUGGCAGUGGAAAUCCAGUGCAAAGUGCGGAAGCCAUUGUGUCAACAAGCACCACUAAAGAAACAGCUACUAAAAGAGCUAAGAGGAGUAGUCUUACAGAGGCUGAUUGGCCUGCUUAUAAUGGUACACUAGCUCCGACAUCCACAAGGACGAACUAUUCUGUCGCGAUGAGCGCAGAUGGGGAAGUAGUAAUAUCGGGUGGAAAUGAAGAUGAUGUUCUGUGCAUAUUCGAAGCGAAAGAAAAUGCCUGGGCUGAUGCCACAUCAAUGUUGGUAAAAUCUCCAACACAACAAAUCAUCGUGCCGUCAACAUUAUCGUCGAGCGCAAGUCCUUCUGUAACUACAAGCUCCUCUAUAGCUACAAGUACAGGUAACUCUACCGCCGCUUCAGGUGGAUCAACCGAUGAUGAUGCCGACCCGUUUCCAUUGAAGGCACUGGCUGCAUUGCUGGGCUCUAUACUUGGAAUCGCUUUCCUGCUCGUUUGGCAUCGAAGAGGAGAUGAUAAAGGCAACGGGAGUGCGGGAAGUGGCACGAGCAGUCAUUUUGACAAGAACUACGAAGCUGCGAUAAGUCAUACUACACCACCGGACCAGUCUUUCGCUCAAAGCGCAUUGGCAAAAGAGGUGUCAUUCGGUCAAGAAACAGUUACGCCACGACCCCGUAAUCCUGGGACGCAGAGACGAGGCAGUACAAGGAGAUCGUCAGGCUGGAACCGAUAUUGGUCUGGUGGAAGUGCAAUGACAAGUUUCCUGGGAUUUGGCGAGUCGAAACGAAACACGUCCAAUGGUGACGACGAAGCCACCUCACAGUACUCCGAUCCAAGGCUACCAACUCAGGCCAAUACUCAAAGACGUCCAAGCCAAAUUACUACAGCAUCCUCUCUAGUGCCUCCUUUAAAAAUUCCCAUUCCGGGAGAUACUCCACUAUACCGAGUAGCAACUAAUAGUCCUACUGUAUCUACGGCUGGAUCUCAUUUUCCUAUGGCAGCAGAAAUGUCUGGCAAGAUUGAAGGCCUUCGGCCGGACUCUUACCUCAGCAAUACUUCAUCUUAUGAUGAUAAAUCUGAUGCAUACUCCAGCGGUGUUCCGGAGAGUGUAAAGGAUCCAGAAUCAUGGGCCAUGGGCCAUCAAGAUCCGUCUCGCAACAGGCCAAGCAAUGGCUACUCCGUGAGUGUAUAUACCACAAACAGAGAUACUGCGGGGGGUGAUAACUUUUCACUUCAAGUACCUCAACCACCACCACCUGUUCAACAACAGAGCCAACCCUCAAUCCCUUCAGACAUGAGCUGGCUGAACCUUGGUACCAAAACUCGAAUAUGA